Messenger RNA from Metarhizium album ARSEF 1941, 1782 nucleotides. RefSeq names its product 2-succinylbenzoate-CoA ligase. NCBI's taxonomy places the organism in Eukaryota, Fungi, Ascomycota, Sordariomycetes, Hypocreales, Clavicipitaceae. The transcript has 2 exons. Gene Ontology annotation, molecular function: medium-chain fatty acid-CoA ligase activity. The record is from RefSeq and is a predicted model, not a curated record. The coding region runs from base 1 to 1782 and encodes 593 amino acids. Gene Ontology annotation, biological process: fatty acid metabolic process.
AUGCAUUCGACGACCUUGCCGCGCCUGCCCAUAUUUGAGGCCAUUGCUAAGCAUGACCCCCAGUCCACCGCCGUCAUUCACUCGGCCUCGGGGAGAACUUUCACAUACGGCGAAUUGCUAGGGGAUAUAUGGAGGGCGAGGGAGCGGUUCUACGAAAUUUGUGGCAAGAGGGACUUGAAUGGGGAGAGAAUAGCCUUCCUCGUCGAGAAUAGCUACGAUUAUGUUGUCACCUUGCUCGCUGUGCUUGCGGCGCGGUCCAUCGCAGUCCCCAUGUCUCCUGCGUUCCCGGCGCCAGAGUUGCAAUACAUCCUCGACCACAGUGAAACGGCGCUCCUCGUCUCCUCACCCAAGUUUGCUUCCAAAGCAGCAGAACUCUUGGCCACAGACCUAGCCGCCAAGCCGGCCCAUCUUGAACUAGAGAAGCUUAAAGGUGGCACCAAGGGUGAAGUCGUUCCCCUGGAUGGCUCAGACCCGGCCGGUGCCGCGCUGAUGCUAUACACUUCGGGAACUACCAACAGACCUGUAAGCCAGAACGCUCAACGCAGUGUACAGGAAGCACGCAGAAAAAAAGUCUCUAACAAGUCCCAGAAAGGCGUCCUCUUGCCGCAAUCGGCCCUGACCGCCCAGUCACGGUCCCUGAUGGAAGCAUGGAAAUACACCCCAGCCGACCACCUCCUCCACGUCCUCCCUCUCCACCACAUCCACGGCACCGUCAACGCCGUCAUCACGCCCUUGUUUGCCGGCUCAUCCAUUGAAUUCAUGUUCCCCUUCAACGCUGACGCAGUAUGGAAACGUCUCGCGGCACCGUUCCUCCCCACCAACAGCACCAAUGGCGCGACAAGGUCUCCCAAGCCAAAGGUCACCUUCUUCACCGUCGUUCCCACAGUCUACAGCCGUCUCCUCGCCAGUCACAAGCUUCUGCCUGCCGCCCUCCAAGGCGCCGCUAGAGAAGCCAUCUCCCCCGCAAACAUGCGCGUCAACAUCUCCGGCUCCGCCGCCCUCCCGACACCCGUCAAGACCGCUUGGUCAGACCUCAGCCACGGCAACGUCCUCCUCGAACGCUACGGCAUGACGGAAGUCGGCAUGGCACUCAGCUGCGGCCUCUCCUUCACCGACCGCAUCGACGCCUCCGUCGGCUGGCCCCUGCCCUCGGUCCAAGCACGUCUCAUGGACGUGGACACGGGUGAAAUCAUCCCCCCGAGCGCCCAAGUCGACUCCCAGGGCCGCGAACGCUCCGGCGAGAUCCAGCUCCGCGGGCCAACCGUGUUCCGAGAAUACUGGCGCAACGCCUCGGCCACUGCGAAGGAGUUUAUCCCCGACCCCGACGGCCGCGGUCCCUGGUUCAAAACAGGCGACGUCGCUGUCCGCCGCCAUGUCCUCUCCGCCUCCCACAGCCAGCCGUGGACCAGAGGGCCGCUGUACUUCAUCCAGGGCCGCCUCACAGCAGACAUCAUCAAGACCGGUGGCGAAAAGGUCUCGGCGCUGGAGGUGGAGCGCGAACUCCUCAGUCUGCCAGAGGUGUCAGAAGCUGCCGUCGUCGCAGUCCCCAGCGGAAACUGGGGCCAGAAGGUUGGCGCCGUGCUCAUUCUCAACAAGGACGUGGCUCAGAAGUGGUCGGCGUUGGACAUGAGGCGCGCGCUCAAGAGCAGGUUGGCCAACUACAAGAUUCCGCAGGUCAUGAAGAUUGUGGAGCAUAUUCCGAGGAACGCCAUGGGCAAGAUUAACAAGAAGCAGCUCGUGAAGGCCGUCUUUGCGGAUGAACUUAGUGGUGACGAAAUGUAG